AUGCAGGUCAUAAGCAAGCUAAAUUGCGCCCAGGAGGAUCAGUCAGAUAUAGGGGUGAUUUGCCGCAGCAUCAAACGGAGUUUGGGUCGCAACGAUGGGGCCAACUGGCGACACAUUCCCCGCGAAGCUAAUGGUGCCGCUCACAUGAUCACUAGGAAUUAUACAAGACUGGACGAAAGAAUGGUGUGGCUCGAUGAACCACCAGUUUGCUUGCUUGAUCAAUUGAAGCUUGAUGAUGUAGCAGCUGAGUUUUGA
Linum tenue is the source of this 255-nucleotide messenger RNA. NCBI's taxonomy places the organism in Eukaryota, Viridiplantae, Streptophyta, Magnoliopsida, Malpighiales, Linaceae. The record is from the annotation of a GenBank genome assembly.